Molecule: messenger RNA, 305 nt
Organism: Racocetra persica
Lineage: Eukaryota; Fungi; Glomeromycota; Glomeromycetes; Diversisporales; Gigasporaceae
Source: the annotation of a GenBank genome assembly
AAACCCAUAAAAAAGAAUUGGAUGAACUUUAUAAAAAGGUAGAAAAGUUGCAAGAGGAAAAAACCCAAGUAGCGGCUCAGAUUAAUGAAACUAAUGAUAGUCAAGAAAAAGCUAAAUUACAGGCUCAAUUAGCCUCUUUGGAAAACCAAAUUAAAGAUGUUAAAGGCCAAAUUAGUAAAAAAGAGAAGCAAGUUGCUAAUGAUGAAAAAGCGAUUGAUAAUUUGUUUAAAGAGAUUAGCAAUGAUACCUCUCUAACUCCCGAGCAAGUGCAGAAUAGGGCUAAUAAUCCUGAUUUAAAAUCCUGA